This is a messenger RNA of Apodemus sylvaticus (European woodmouse), 1881 nucleotides long. It is a transcript of the gene Hpgd, whose product is annotated as 15-hydroxyprostaglandin dehydrogenase. The coding region runs from base 238 to 1038 and encodes 266 amino acids. Gene Ontology annotation, molecular function: oxidoreductase activity, acting on the CH-OH group of donors, NAD or NADP as acceptor. Gene Ontology annotation, cellular component: cytoplasm. Lineage: Eukaryota; Metazoa; Chordata; Mammalia; Rodentia; Muridae. The transcript has 7 exons. The record is from RefSeq and is a predicted model, not a curated record.
GGGGAAUCUGCAACAGCUGAAAGCCUAGAAGGCAAAGAUCACCUCCUGUCGACCCGGUGCUCAGGGGCAGGUGACACAGCGACGGUUUCCUAGGCGCUGGUUUGACAGUUUCAUCCCCGCCCACUGGCAAGAGAGCUCCCAGGGCCGCUGCACACGCGCACCGAGUGGGCCAUAAAAGCUGCAGCGGCGGCGUCCAGACAAGGAGCUCGCCCACCACCCGCAGAGACGCGACCCGCCAUGCACGUGAACGGCAAAGUGGCCCUGGUGACCGGCGCGGCACAAGGCAUAGGCAAAGCCUUCGCCGAGGCUCUGCUGCUCCAUGGCGCCAAGGUAGCAUUGGUGGAUUGGAAUCUCGAGGCAGGUGUAAAGUGUAAAGCUACCCUGGAUGAGCAGUUCGAACCUCAGAAGACACUGUUCAUCCAGUGCGACGUGGCUGACCAGAAACAACUGAGAGAUACUUUUAGAAAAGUUGUAGACCAUUUCGGAAGAUUGGAUAUUUUGGUCAAUAAUGCAGGAGUGAACAAUGAGAAAAACUGGGAACAGACUCUACAAAUUAAUUUGGUUUCUGUUAUCAGUGGGACCUACCUUGGUUUGGAUUACAUGAGUAAGCAAAAUGGAGGUCACGGUGGCAUCAUCAUCAAUAUGUCUUCACUAGCAGGGCUCAUGCCUGUCGCACAGCAACCUGUUUAUUGUGCUUCAAAGCAUGGAAUAAUCGGAUUCACACGCUCAGCUGCGAUGGCUGCUAACCUCAUGAAAAGCGGUGUAAGACUGAAUGCUAUUUGUCCCGGCUUUGUGAACACACCCAUCCUUGAAUCCAUUGAAAAGGAAGAAAAUAUGGGCCAAUAUAUAGAAUAUAAGGACCAGAUCAAGGCUAUGAUGAAAUUCUAUGGGAUUUUGGACCCAUCAGCCAUUGCCAAUGGAUUAAUAAAUCUCAUUGAGGAUGAUGCUCUCAAUGGUGCCAUUAUGAAGAUCACAGCAUCAAAAGGAAUUCAUUUUCAAGAUUAUGACAUCUCUCCAUCCUUCGUAAAAACUCCAUGAACCUCCUAAACAGCAGCCAUAACUGAAAAUAAGCACAAGUGACUCACUCAGACUGCAUCUUUACUAAUACAGCUUUUUCAAUGAAAUGCCAUAUGAUGAAACCUUCAUAUAUCUGAUGUUAAUAUUUUUCAAAAUGAUUAGUUGAAUGUAUGGUUAAAGCUGUUUGAUAAGCUAACAAAAAUGCAGUGCAAACCAAAACUGGGUUAUAACCUAUAUAAUCUUAAAGACAACACAAAGAAUAUUCAAGAGAUAUUCUGCCUUUCAGAAAACAUAUUUAUAACAGUGCCUCAUAAAUAUUAAUGGUUUUCAGAAAGUCAUCUUAAAGGAGAUACUUGAAUAGUUAUUUAAGUCAAAGCAGAUUUUAAAUGAUUCACUUUGUAUGUUUGCACUUCAAAGGGGGCCAGCUCCUUUACAAUGGAAAUAUUUAGUAAUAAAAGCUUGUACAUGAUCUGCAAGCUCAACAUUUCAGCUCUUUGAAGUAGUGGUGUGUUUGUGGGACAGUGUUAGGGAAUGUCCUCCAGUGUGGCCAUGUCCCAGUGACAAGUCUGAUGUGUGGGAGUAUGACAUUGUUACUAACACUGAAAAUUCACAGUUCAGCCCCAAAUCAAGGAAGAUGAUUUAUUUUUCCUUCCUAACUUAAAAUUUGUAAUGAAUUCCAAAACCCUCAGGAAUGAAACUUUUAAGUCAUAGCAAAAUGGGGGUGGGUGUAAAUUUAUAUAUAUAUUGUAUAUGCUUAUUAUGAAAUGAUACAAAUGUGUUUUCCAGAUUAUUUCUCUGUUGGUUUGUACCAAUUUCAAAAGUGCCUAUCUUUCAAUAAAACUCUUGUAUUCUAAUUGACAUAAA